CCUCUCCCUUACUUUACAACUGCAUAUAUAAGGCGCUACGGAUAUGGGUAGAUGCAUAUUAAUAUAGCCCCGGCCCUUACCUGACCCUACCUGAAGAGGGACGAAUCUAUCGCAACGAUCCUCCGCUCUAUUUAGUCGGAGAGAUGGCGGCCCCCGAGGGAAGACUCGCCGACGUCCAGCGUCGCGCUGCCGAGAAUCCUGAUGCGCGAUACCGCGCCUUCGACUCCUAUCCGUGGACAAAAGACCGCACUUUUGCUGAACUACUUUCGAGUGCGUUGGGGGAUGCGCAGUCCGCCGACCUCAGCCUUGCCGAGGCAUCUCUCCAGGCUCGGAUCCAGAGAUUCGCCCAGCAGACUCAGAUCCCGAUCGACGGUGACGCAUACCAGAGUUGGCUCGCUCAGAACAACCGCAAGCCUCCAAGAAUAGUAGCUGAGCAGACGGUUGCGAUAGAAGCAGCGACAGUGUCAAACCCAGAAGAUAGGAAAUUCGCACGCCUCUUGGUGGAGCUGGGCGAUCCUCUCGGCCACACUGCUCUCCAGCCAACCACGCCGGAGCCGGCUCAGGUAGCGGUUCCCAGCUGGCAGAACGCGGCACCGACAGCGGAGCUCUACGUCGAGAAGAAGGACGCCGCAACGACUGACCCUGGCAAGGAGCCGUACCCCAAGAAGUUUGAGGAGAUAGUCGAGUUCCUACAGACCGGCAAGCCCAUCCCGGGGAUCAGGCAGAUCCCCGACACGGUCGUCGAGGACCCGACUAUCACUACCCGCGGCCGGCUCACGGCGCCUCCGAAGCCGUGGGAGGUCGGUCGCACCCAGUCUUAUAACUAUCCGGAACCUCCCGCGGACGACAGCGGCGUUUAGGAUACGUGUGUUAAUAUGAUGAAAGCACGAUGCAGGAAGGAAGGAAGAUGAUCGUGAGAAAUUGACAAAAAGGCACCUGGUUCGUUUAAUAUGUCAUGGCGUCGGUAGUAAGGGAAGAGGUGGCGCGCGGUUCUAAUUGCUCAUGUGUAAUCCGUCGCCGACCAUACAGCGUCAGCUAAGCUCCAUCCUAUCCCCGGGGGAGUCAAGAAUCUCCCCCUCCUCGCUCCUGGCGCGCAAGUCGCCCUUGG
Messenger RNA from Durotheca rogersii, 1108 nucleotides. RefSeq lists its product as uncharacterized. The coding region runs from base 144 to 860 and encodes 238 amino acids. The record is from RefSeq and is a predicted model, not a curated record. NCBI's taxonomy places the organism in Eukaryota, Fungi, Ascomycota, Sordariomycetes, Xylariales, Xylariaceae. The transcript is spliced from 4 exons.